UUAAUAGUCCUGGGUAUGUACACAAGUCUUUUACCUUCAGCAAAAGACUUAUACAACAAUAUUGAGAUUUUGGCUCCAAAAAAGAAAAUGGACCUGAAAAAAUAUGGAACUCUUGUUAAUUUCAAGCAUGCUGAGAUACUUAAGAUUGAUCUAGAAGCUGAGAUGGUGAGCACUGUAGCUGGCAUUGGAAUUCAAGGUACAGAUAAAGAAGGUGGAGCUCAAGGAGAAGAACAACCCAUUAGUUCUCCUUGGGAUGUAGUUUUUGGAACGUCAGGUUCAGAGGUCCAAACAGAUGACAUUCUGUGGAUAGCCAUGGCGGGGACUCAUCAGAUAUGGGCACUGCUGCUGGACUGUGGCAGGCUACCAAAGAAAAAUGAGCUGAAAAAAGGAACCUGCCUUCGGUUUGCUGGAAGCGGAAAUGAAGAGAACCGAAAUAAUGCAUAUCCUCACAAGGCAGGCUUUGCCCAGCCUUCAGGUCUCUCUCUGGCCCCCGAAGAUCCCUGGAGCUGCCUGUUUGUCGCAGACAGUGAGAGCAGCACGGUGAGAACUGUCUCGCUGAAAGACGGAGCAGUGAAGCACCUCGUGGGAGGAGAAAGAGAUCCCAUGAAUUUAUUUGCUUUUGGUGAUGUUGAUGGAGAAGGAAUCAGUGCCAAGCUUCAGCACCCACUUGGAGUAACUUGGGACAAGAAAAGGAAUCUACUUUAUGUGGCAGACUCUUAUAAUCACAAGAUUAAAGUUGUGGAUCCAAAAACAAAAAACUGUUCAACAUUAGCAGGAACCGGAGACGCAAGUAACAUUAUCACUUCCAGCUUUACCGAGUCAACUUUUAAUGAACCAGGAGGCUUGUGUAUUGGGGAGAAUGGCCAGUUAUAUGUAGCAGACACCAAUAAUCAUCAGAUUAAAGUGAUGGAUUUAGAAACAAAAACAAUUUCUGUGCUCCCAGUCUUCAGACCUGACAAUGCUGUGGUAGAUGGCCCAUUCCUGGUCGAGAAACAGAGGACAUUGCCCAAACUGCCUAAAUCUGCUCCAAACAUUAGACUUUCUCCAGUGGCUGCAUCACCAGGCCAGACUCUCCAGUUCAGACUAAGAUUAGACCUCCCAUCAGGAGCAGAGCUGACCGAAGGGGUACCCAGUUGUUGGUUUCUAACAGCUGAAGGUACGAGAAUAAUCUUGCAAACGUUCCAGUAUGAAAUUGUAUUUACCAGUCUACCUUCCAGUAAUACAGUGCUCUAAAUCUCAGAGUCCAUUCUAAAGAAGGAAAUUGAUUUUCCCCUUUUUUUGUUUAUUUUUUAAACGUACUCUCUUAACUGAAGUAACUUGAUUUAGGCUUUUUCCAAUUCAGUUUUUUGGUGGUUUUACUACUAUCUUUUACUUUUCCAGAUCUGCAUCUAUCAAGUGCUUUAGAACUUUCAGUUGCUGUUCAUUUUAUUUCAAAAGGACUUGAUUUACCACUUAAGCCUGAAGCUGCAUUUUCUUCUUUAGAGAUGCCAGAGGUAGAACCUGAGCCCCAUUACUUGCUUGCUAUAAGAAAAUGGAUGCCAAAACAGUAUCUUAAAAGCAUGCCAUCCAAGUAGAAGAACAAAACGUUGUUGGAGGAUAUGUAAUUGAAUACAAAUGAAUCACUGUGAUCAGAAUGCAGGCAGAGCCUUUGUCCUUACUAAUUUGUAGUCAUUUAAGCUAAGAGCACUUCCUGUUCGAGUCUAUUCUCAAGUAAAGUAUUCAGCGACUGUAAAUUGUGUAAAGAUUUGAAUGUGUAUUUGAAGUGCUGUGUGCUCUUGAUUAAAGUAUAAGAAGGAAUCAGCCUGCCGCUUGCCUGAUAGCAGUGCUUUCCAGCCCCUCUAAUCAACUGUGAAGUAAAAUAUUAGCGGUCCAGAACUAAGGGCUGACUUCUUGUCUCUAAUGACCUUCCUCUGUCCUGGUCUCCCACGCUCUUUCGCAUGUUCUCAGUCUUCCAUUUCCUCCCGCCUCCCCCCUCCUACCCUCUCACACACUUCUGUGCCUUCCCCAGUCCCAGGCUCUAUGCCUUCCUACCUUGCUACUUUCUCAGGGCAGCCGCUGCUGUCCUGCAGCUACCCGCUGGGCAGCCACACCAAGAGAACCCAGAGAUCUUGGUCGUGUAGCCAGGAGGAACUGCUGGGUCAGAGUUGGGGAGGCUGGCCCUGGGGUGACUGAAACCACCCCCGCCCACCACCAGGGCGAGAGCUGAGCUCUGCAGGUGAGGAGGAGGAAGACGUUCGGAGCCAGUUCUGUGGACAGGAGAGUACUCAAACCCUGGCCAGUCCUCAGUCCUCGACUGUCGGCUGAACUGUUGUGCUGUGUCUCUUAGUCUGCAAGGACUGCAUCGAUUGGCGAUCACUGUUAAUUUCAUCUCUCUGUUGUAACUAAAGAAAGAGCAGUGGAUUGAUUUUUAAAAUGCGAUAUUGACAAAUUAACAUGUUUGAGUCUGUUUGGUCCAACACAGAGAUUAAUAAUGAGCCACUGGAAUACAAAAUACAGGUAAGUGUUAAGGUGAAGUAGUCUGUAGAGAAAAAGCACUUGUCCAAAAUAGUGGUUCCAUUUUUAUUGUACAUGGGCAAAUAAGCUUUCAGGCAAGAGUCCUAAUAAUUUAAGGUUUUUGAAAAUUAUUUUAUAGGGUACAUUUGUUACAUCCAUGAUGAAAGGAAAGUUUUUCUUCUUGGCCAAUUAUUCGAAGAACUUAAAACAUCUAUUUUUAACUAAAUUUUGG
Molecule: messenger RNA, 2725 nt
Organism: Leptonychotes weddellii (Weddell seal)
Lineage: Eukaryota; Metazoa; Chordata; Mammalia; Carnivora; Phocidae
Source: RefSeq, a predicted model, not a curated record